Metopolophium dirhodum (rose-grain aphid) is the source of this 1359-nucleotide messenger RNA. RefSeq lists its product as uncharacterized. Gene Ontology annotation, molecular function: nucleic acid binding. The transcript has a single exon. The record is from RefSeq and is a predicted model, not a curated record. The coding region runs from base 1 to 1359 and encodes 452 amino acids. NCBI's taxonomy places the organism in Eukaryota, Metazoa, Arthropoda, Insecta, Hemiptera, Aphididae.
AUGUCUUCACAGUGUGAUACACAUUCACAGACGAAAAAGACAAUUUACAAUGUGUAUAAAUAUUUUAAAAAAUUAUCAUUGGAUACGUCUAAUACGGAGAUAGCUACUUUUUUUAAACAGACACAAGCAAAAACUGCUGAAGCAUGUGGUGUAAGUGAGAAAACUGUGAAACGUAUCACCGCGGAAGGAAACAAAUCUUCAUCUGAAUCACAGGCUGCUUGUCCAUCGUUCACUUCCCCACGAAAAACAUAUAAAAGGAUAAAAUUUGCAAGUGAAGUUGACGGUUUUGAUGCGGAUAUUGUGAGAAGAAUCGUUCACGAUUUUUACGAUAAACGUGAGUACCCUAACAAAUCAAAUAUUUUAGCUGAAUAUAAAAAAAGAACUGAGUACAAGGGUUCUGAAACUUCGAUGUGGCGCAUUUUGAAAAAUCUAAAUUUUAAGUACAAAAAAUGCAAUGACGGGCGUCGGUUCUUAAUGGAGCGAAAUGACAUUGUAGCUAUGCGAGUUAAAUUUUUGCGUACUAUAGUUAACCUUCGCCAAAAUAAUGAUACUCGGCCAGUUAUCUAUUUAGACGAGACGUGGGUAAAUCAGAAUCAUACCAAAGGGCACAUUUGGCAGAAUGAAUUUAAUUCAGAAGGCCUUAAAGUACCUACAGGAAAAGGGAGUAGAUUAAUUAUUUGCCACGCAGGAUCCAGUUCAUUCGGAUUUGUACAUGGAUCAAAGUUAGUUUUUCGAUGCCAAAGUGGUACGUCUGUAGAUUAUCACACCCAAAUGAAUUCUACUAUUUUCAAAGAGUGGUUUAUACAAAUGUUACAACAUUUAGAAGAACCUUCAGUAAUCGUGAUGGACAAUGCACCGUACCAUUCAGUUCUAGCAGAAAAUUAUCCAAAGGCAAAUGAAAGAAAAGCAGAUGUACAAAAAUGGCUGUCUGAAAAAGGGGUUGAAUAUUCACCACUCGAAACAUUGAGUGAAUUACGUGAAAGGGUCAAAAAAUUGGUACCCAGACAAAAAAUAUAUGAGCUUGAUCAAAUCGCGUUGGAAAUGGGACAUGAAGUCGUGCGUCUCCCACCUUACCAUUGCCAAUAUAACCCAAUAGAACUGAUAUGGGCACAAGUAAAAGGGGAUGUCGCCAAAAAAAAUGUCUCAUUUAAAAUAGCAGAUGUUGAAAAACUUGUUAACGAAGCAUUGGAUGCCGUGACCGUGGAUAGUUGGAAGAAAUGUGUAAGUCAUUGCGAAAAAUUGCAAGAAGAGGAUUUUAUAAAAGAAGGCUUACGUGACGAAAUUUUGGAGCCAAUAAUAAUGACUAUUAACCCAGACGAAGAUUCCGACGAUUCAGAAGAUGAAGAUGACAUAAAUUAA